This is a messenger RNA of Aspergillus aculeatinus CBS 121060, 678 nucleotides long. RefSeq names its product phosphatase YCH1. Bases 124 to 549 code for a protein of 141 amino acids. Lineage: Eukaryota; Fungi; Ascomycota; Eurotiomycetes; Eurotiales; Aspergillaceae. The record is from RefSeq and is a predicted model, not a curated record. The transcript has 2 exons. Gene Ontology annotation, molecular function: protein tyrosine phosphatase activity. Gene Ontology annotation, cellular component: nucleus; cytoplasm.
CUCGUUACCCCUCAUUUAUAUUGGAUCUGGGAGCAACAGUCGGUAUAUGACUCAGGUUCCUGGUUUGAUUUGUUUAGCAUCCAACGAAGCCCACCUCAAGAUUCUACCGCGCAAGAUAUCAAAAUGUCCUCCAUCACAAUCGCAACUCUUCCCCGCAUGAGCCGCGAUGCUCUCUCGGCCCUCCUCCUCUCGGCCACUUCCCCCAGCAAUCUGGCCAUCGUAGAUGUCCGUGACUCUGACCACGUCGGCGGCCAUAUAUUCUCUUCCACCUGGGUCCCUAGCUCCACGCUGGACGUGCGCAUGCCCGAACUCGUCCGCACGCUGAAAGACAAGGAGCAGGUGGUGUUCCACUGUGCGCUCAGUCAGCAGCGCGGUCCCUCUGCGGCGCUGCGUUAUGCCCGGGAGAGAGAGCGUGUGCUCGGCGCCGAGGAAAGCCACAAACAGAAGGUUUUUGUCCUGGAAGGAGGCUUCGUGCAGUGGCAGGAGAAGUACGGGAAGGACACCCGGUUGACCCAAGCAUAUGUGGAAGAUAUUUGGCGGGAGUACUAAAGGGUCUGUUUCUUUUCUUUUGCUGGGGAUGACGUGGUGAUUUUUUGUUUAUACCCUUGUGGCUUCGUUGUUUUAGAGAUUAUAUAGUGGGAACUAGUGGUCAUGAGUUAUUAUAGAGAUCAGAGCGAU